Pectinophora gossypiella (pink bollworm) is the source of this 2996-nucleotide messenger RNA. RefSeq names its product zinc finger CCCH domain-containing protein 13-like. The record is from RefSeq and is a predicted model, not a curated record. Gene Ontology annotation, molecular function: zinc ion binding; metalloendopeptidase activity. NCBI's taxonomy places the organism in Eukaryota, Metazoa, Arthropoda, Insecta, Lepidoptera, Gelechiidae. The coding region runs from base 1 to 2973 and encodes 990 amino acids. The transcript is spliced from 12 exons. Gene Ontology annotation, biological process: proteolysis.
AUGAUUGAUGAAGAUGACAGCGAUCAGGUCUUAUCAAUAAUGACAUCCAUGACCACCUUCGCGGCCAAGACCUGUAUAAAAGUGCUGCCAGUGCUGGUCAGGCCCAGUGGGAACGACCACGUGUUGAUCAUAGAGAACCCAACAGGCGCUAAGAAGUGUACCGUCUACACGGAACCUCAUUCCAUAGAUGAACCGCACUCUCUGAUAAUGGGUUACAACUGCUUGAAGAGCCCGCACUUCGAGAUGCAGCUCAUGAAGGCGCUUGGGUUCCCCUUCGAGCACAACCGCGUCAUCCGCGACAAGUAUGUCACCGUGCAGCUGGAGAACGUGGAGCCUGCUUUCGUGGAGCUGUUUACAAAGGACACCCGCUUGCCACCGGCGCUUCGCAGCCUACCCUACGAUUACAACAGCGUCAUGCAUUUUGGAGAGCGCGACUAUAGCAAGAAUGGACACCGCACCAUCUUGUUCAAGGUACCAAAGGUGAAACAAGUUCGAACCGGUUUGAGCGCGACAGACUUGAAAAAAAUCGAAAUCAUCUACGGACCUGAGUGUCGAGACAGGGAACGAUUCAAGCAGAUUGAUAAUUGUCAAAACAUUGGCCAAUUAAGGCGGAAACGUAAUGCUGUAAAGGACAAAGAUGUUCCUGUUAGAGGUACACACAGCCUGCGAGUCAACCCUAACAUAACACCACCACCUGACAAAAUAAACGACGAGGAACACGACAAACUGAAUGAUAAAGCUACCAAUGAUAAGCACGACGUAGAUGACAAAGAAAAUGAUAAAUCAGACAAGAAGGACAGUGACAAAGAACGCAAAAACAAAGAUGAUACAAAGGACGCACAAGCGAGUCCACAUUUCAGAGUAGAAGACGAUCCUGAAGGUUAUGCUGACGCUGUUGUAAAGUCCUUGGAGAUCGAAACAGAAGUAGAGGAACUAAUCGAACAGGUUCACAGAGUGUCAGCUGCAGCGUUAGAAAAAGCUAGACUGAAAUACUGCAACAAAACCAAACCAGCCUUACGAUCAGAACCUACAAUGGAAAAGCCCAAAAACAAGAACUUACUUGCUAUUAUUGAUGACACGGCUAGCUACGCAAAGGGCUUAGUUGAAAAAGCAAUUGCGAAUCUAACUGAAUUCUGCGAAUCUACGAAAUCUAUAGCUGACUAUCAAAGGUCACAAUGUCCGUUCUUCGACAAGAGUAGAUGUCCCAAAUCGUAUAAGUCGACGAAAUCCGGCCCUGUUAAGUAUUCGACUCAGCACAGGCCUUUGAUAAGGCAAUCGACAAAGCAUAAAGGGUUCGUUUCGAAGAACAUUUAUGAAAACAUGUUACGUUUGCGUAACACUAGUGAAAACACAGAGAAUGAUGGUCAGACAACGCCGCUGACACCGGAAAAAGAGACAGAGGCUACUGAGGCGCCAGUCUCCAAAAGCGACCUCCGUAUGGGGACGCGGCUUGUUUUCGAAAAGAAAUCCAUAUACGUGGCUGGCGAGAGAAGGAAACGGGACGCUAAUGUGACCGUUGACAAAGUGGAGGAUCCGAAAGCAAACGCCAGCGUCGAAAGAGCAGCAGAUUCAGACACGAAGUUGACAACACGGCAGGUUAUGGUGGAGCUAAUCACUGAAGAAUACAAGAAUGAUACUGACAACGACAUGACGGUUAAAAUUAAAAGGAGGUCUCAGCGAUUUCGGGAUGAGAGUGACCGUGACUGGAAUCAAGACAGGAUAGCCAGGGCUCGAGAUUUAGACAACGACAAGGGCAAAGGCACCAUGAUAUCUGAUGAUGAAGAACCUUCGUUUCGGAAGAAGAAGAAACGCCCUAAUUCCAGUGAAGAGGAGAGGAGUAGAGAGAAGAAAGGAAGAGGAAGGGAUCCCUCUGAUAGAGGGAGGGACUCCGGGCGCGGGGAAGAACGAGAGGACGAAAACAGAGAGGAAGAUAGAGGAAGAGAUGUGAGAGAGGAAAGUAGCAGAGGACGGGGUAAAGAUAAGAAACAUAGUGACAGGUUUAGUGAUAAGGAUGAUGAUGAUACAGAUAGGUUUUCCAUAAAAGGCAAAGGACAUAAGUACGAUAAGUAUGCGAAUGAAGAGAAACGGAAACGAAGCGAUGAAGAUUUAGACGACGUGCCUAAGAAGCAGAAGUCUAAAAAAAGCAAAGGGAAGAAGGAUUAUGAGCAAUACAGCGCAGAAAAAGGGCGCCAGAGCAACGAGGAACCAGAGGAACCGCCUAAGAGACUGAAAUUAAAGCCUAAGCCUCCGAUGUCGUCAGGGGGUUCCGAGAGGAAGAUUCCUCGCACGCUGAAGCUGUCCAAGAGGACCCGAGAGUUCUAUGAUGAGAGGAAGUGGCCAGAUGGGCUGGUCAGAUACGUCAUCAAGGAGGGAGACUUCGACAUAGAAGAUGUACGUAGCCGCAUCGCCGAGGUCAAUGACAUAUUGAAAAAACGAACGUGCGUCAAACUUCAAGAGAUGAAGGAGGAAGACGCAGAGAAUUAUGAAGAUUUCCUCGUUCUGGACAAUAGUCCGGACUACGUUACUGGGAGAGUUGGCGGGAAACAGAUGUAUGGUGUGUACGAGUUGUUGAAGGGCGGGCAGCACCGCCAGCACGCGGCAAUGAUGGUGAUGGGCAUGCUGGGGUUCUACUUCGAGGUGGCGAGACAUGACCGGGACAAGUACAUUCGCGUACACAUGAGACAUGUCAGGCCGGAUAAACUCCAUCAUUUCGAGAAGAUUCGUUCAGACGCCACUUUCCCCCUGCCGUAUGACUACAAGAGCGCUACCCACCCUGCUUGGCAGUUCUGGAGACAGAUCGGACGCACCGGGAUAUCCACUGUCGCUACUUUUAAAGAUAGUGACCCAGACGGCUCAGUAAUGAAGUCUCUCGGGCAGAACGAGCAGCUGUUGUCAGAGCAGGAUGUGCUCAAAAUCAACACGGUGUACGGCGUCGACUGCUUCCGCCAGUCUGGCCUGCACAGCCGCGAUUGAUCAAUUAAAUAAAAUACUAUUAA